Molecule: messenger RNA, 850 nt
Organism: Vitrella brassicaformis
Lineage: Eukaryota; Vitrellaceae
Source: the annotation of a GenBank genome assembly
UAUAUCAGUAAUUACACACGCAACGUCGCACGCGGGCAUGCUGGGACGGAAAUGUGACGCUAAAAGCGCGACCACACGGCAGCUGCGAUGCGACUCUCGGUCAUUCGGCAACACACGCUCAUCCACACGCACCCCGCCCCCCUUAAUUACCUACAGCCCGCCCUCUCCCUUAAUAGUACUUGAUGCACGUCUCUGCCGGCGCCUUGCAGCUUGGGAACUUCCCGUCUGGACACUCCUCGGUGAAGGGCCAGGUGAUGGCCUCAGGCCGCUGUCCAGCCACCUGCUGGGCGGCGGCCUUCUCCCCCGCGCCUUUGCCGCUGACAGGCUUGCUGACGCCAUCGCUGCAGAGGAGCUCGUACUUGUCCGGGCAAAUAAUGUUGAUUUGGGUGACCGGCGGGGUGGCCUCGGGCACGUUGCAGCUUCCGUCCUCGAGGAUCUUGUCCGUGAAGGGAGGGCAGCUGCACAGACGCGACGCAACAGACGGCCGGGAGUGCAGAAAGUUGUUCUCUUUCUCCCCUGACUCUACCUCACUCACUCUUACUCACCAGGAAGCCACGCCGCUGACGAGAUUGCGCAGGGUCGGGAAGGGGCAGGCCACACACGCCUGCAUCUGGCCACCACCCUCUCCGCCCUCACCACCAGCAUAGUCCCCCCCCUCGUCCCACUCGCCGCCCCAGUUCCGGUGCUUGCCCAGUCUGCCUUGGUUCUUCCGCCGCAGGAUGAGCCCUCGAUGCGACGGCUCACCGGCGGCAAACACCACGGCGGCCAAAAUGAAGAGGACAGGGGGAUAGAGCGUCAUCAUCGCUGCUGCUUCGACUCCCGGGGUGCAGAGGCCUGCACGACUCGUCAG